Molecule: messenger RNA, 1918 nt
Organism: Cyprinodon tularosa
Lineage: Eukaryota; Metazoa; Chordata; Actinopteri; Cyprinodontiformes; Cyprinodontidae
Gene: rars2
Product: arginyl-tRNA synthetase 2, mitochondrial
Exons: 20
Coding region: 52-1791 (579 amino acids)
Biological process (GO): mitochondrial translation; arginyl-tRNA aminoacylation
Cellular component (GO): mitochondrion; cytoplasm
Molecular function (GO): ATP binding; arginine-tRNA ligase activity
Source: RefSeq, a predicted model, not a curated record
AUUUAACCUAUUUUUUCGUGACUUAAGAUUUUUGUUUUUAUAGGCACAAAUAUGGCUUGUUUCUUUAGAAGAAAAAUUGCUGCCAAGCUUGCAGAGGCGCUGCAGCAGUCCGAUGAUGCCUUUAUACCUGUUCUGACCGUUAUUCCCGUUCUCAAGAAGCAGCAGAGUGCUGACUUUAGGCUGUCGCUUGGAACAUUACGGAGCAACGGAAUUCUUCCUUCCAGUGGGGAAAUCCAGCUGCAGACAGAAAACCUUGUUGCACAGUUAAAACCCGACAGCGUGGUGGAGGAUAUCACAGCUGGACAUGGGCUGAUUAACUUUAGAGUAAAUCGCAGCCUUCUUGCUGAGAAACUCUUGGAGCCAUUUGCAGAAGGCGAGAGUCAUAAUUUUGGGUUAAACAGCAAACUUUUGGAUACUCUGAAGAGAGGAACCACAUUAGUAGAAUUUAGCUCCCCAAAUAUUGCUAAAAAGUUUCAUGCUGGGCACCUGCGCUCAACAAUCAUUGGUAACUUCAUUGCUAACCUGAAACAAUCCCUUGGUAACAAUGUCAUUCGAAUGAACUACCUGGGAGACUGGGGCAUGCAGUUUGGUUUGUUGGGAGCUGGGUUCAGCAGGUUUGGAUGCACGGAAAAGUUGAAGGAGAAUCCAUUACAGCAUUUGUUUGAGAUUUAUGUUCAAACGAACAAAGAAGCAGAGCAGAAUGAGGAUAUAAAACGUGCGGCGAAAGACUUCUUUAGACAGCUGGAGCAGCAUGAGAGCCAGGCCAUGUCUUUAUGGCAACAGUUCAGGGAGAUCACAGUGAACGAGUAUAAGCAUAUUUACAAGAGGUUAGGAAUCCACUUUGAUGUGUACGGAGGGGAGUCCUUUCACCAAGACCAAGCCCAGGAGGUGGUCCAGGAGCUGCAGAGUCUAGGCCUGCUGAAAAUCUCAGACAAGGGGACCGGUGUGGUUGAUCUCUCCCCAAAUGGAGUCAUGAGCAACAUCUGUACAUUACACCGCAGUGAUGGAACAACCCUCUACAUCACCAGGGACAUUGCUGCGGCUAUCAGCAGGAAGGAGAAGUACAGCUUCGAUGAGAUGAUUUAUGUGACGGACAAAAGUCAGGAGAAUCACUUCAACCAGUUAUUCCAGAUACUUCUGCAAAUGGGAAAUUCUUGGGCUAACAGGUGUCGACAUGUCUCCUUUGGCUUGGUGAAAGGCAUGAAGACCAGGACGGGUGAAGUGGUGUUUCUGGAGGAUGUGCUGGACGAAGCUCAGGCCAGGAUGCUCCACAACAUGAACCAGUCCAACACAACCAAAGAACUGGAAAACCCAGAAGACGUAGCUGAGAAAGUGGGAAUGAGUGCAUUAAUAGUUCAGGACUUUAAAGGUCCUCUUCAGUCUGAUUAUAAGUUUGACUGGGAUCGGAUGCUGCAGGCUCAGGGCGACACAGGCGUCUUCCUUCAAUACACACAUGCCCGACUCUGCAGUUUAAUACAGAGGAAUGAAGGUGUGGAGACAAAUACAUUCAACCCUUCCUGCCUUAGUGACCAGACGGGUAUAACCGUCCUGCAGCACCUCCUUCGUUAUGACGAAGUUUUAUAUCAGUCGCAUCAGGACUUGCAACCCAAACACCUCGUCAACUUUUUACUGAAGCUGAGCCACUUCAUCGCUUCAGCUCACAGAGAACUGCCAGUCAAAGGAAGCCCUCCGCAUGUUGCACAGGCAAGGUUACGACUGUUCAAAGGUGCACGCUCGGUUCUGGCCAGCGGGAUGAGAAUACUGGGCAUCACACCAGUUCAAAAAAUGUAAACUUAAAGUUUAAAGUGCUUUUACAGGACUUUAUGUACCCUCUUUGAUAUCCACUGUGAAUACAAGGUCCUUUAUUUUCCAAAUAAAAUUACCUUCCUUGUUGAUUGUGAAGGUUAAAUGAAACUCA